Molecule: messenger RNA, 978 nt
Organism: Aspergillus ruber CBS 135680
Lineage: Eukaryota; Fungi; Ascomycota; Eurotiomycetes; Eurotiales; Aspergillaceae
Product: NAD(P)-binding protein
Exons: 4
Coding region: 1-978 (325 amino acids)
Source: RefSeq, a predicted model, not a curated record
AUGCCAGCAGUUGAAAGCCACAUACGAAUCGCGUCACAGAGCCGGAUUCGCCAAGACAGACAGGCGGCUUCAGGAAUUACACCUCUAAAAGCGAGCGAUUAUGUCCUUGCGCAGGGAACAGGGGGUGUUUCGCUAUUCGCUAUUCUCUUCGCACUUGCUGCCGGGGCAACUAUCAUUGCCACGACAUCCUCAGAGAAGGCCCGCAAACUGAAAGACUUGGGCACUCAGCAUAUCCUGAACUACCGCGACGAUCCUAACUGGGGCGAGACAGCCCGAAAAUUAACACGCGAUGAACUAGGCUGCCAGCGUGUGAUUGAAUCCUUCAACUGUGUUGCGCGCGGUGGGGGGAUUAAUGUUAUCGGGUUCUUGACUGGUCAGGGACAUGCGGAGGAUGGGCCUAUGUAUUUACAGCCGCUCUUGCAGGCUUGUAUAGUGAGGUGGAUCGAGGUUGGUAAUCGUAUACAGUUCGAGGAGAUGAAUCGGGCUAUUGAGGGGUAUGGAAUUGAGCCGGUUGUUGACCUGAGAGCGUUUGGGUUGAGGGAGUUGAAGGAGGCGUAUAAUAUGUUUGGGGGCAGCGGCAUUUUGGGAAGGUUGUUCUUUCAGAUGCGAUUUAGUAGGCAGCAGUUAUCAUUAGACCAUCGGGGAAACCAGGAUUUAACUGAGCUAUUUCAUGUCCGGAAUGUUGCUGCAAGAGCAAAACACGAGGAGAAGACUGAUUAUCUUGAUUUGGCUGUGUGGGAUUAUCGGAAGGAGGCGCAGGAGCCGCCGUUUGAGGGACGAAGGUUGGUGAGCGUGUUCAUGGAAUUGCCGCAGUCGUCUGUUCGUGUUGGGGCUUCGGGGCAUAUUUUGAGUGCGCGCCAGGCUGCUGGUGUACUUGAUGUUGGGUGUGAUUUUGUUAUGAUUGGGAAGGCAGCUGUUCUUGAUGCUGAGUUGAGUGAUGAGUAUUGUGCGCUGGAAUUGCCUGUGACGGGUGAUUAG